Molecule: messenger RNA, 582 nt
Organism: Aphanomyces invadans
Lineage: Eukaryota; Oomycota; Saprolegniomycetes; Saprolegniales; Verrucalvaceae
Exons: 1
Coding region: 95-538 (147 amino acids)
Source: RefSeq, a predicted model, not a curated record
CUAAGUGUUGUGGAAUCUCGCCAGGGGGAUGGAUGGUCGGCAGCAGCAGGCUCCAGCGCGACGCUGAGUUGUUUACUCGUCAUUCCAUCGAUCCAUGGCCACGAUGCCUGGUUUGCCGACUGACUCGCAUCGUCGCAGCUGUCUCAAACGCAAGCGAUCCCUUGAGCUGUCCACAAAACAAGUCCAAUUCUCGGUCGCGACGGUGUUUACGUUUCGAGUGGGGAUCGGCGGCGGAUCCGUGCCAAGCGAUAGCAUCCCAGGCGUGAGUUUGGCUGGUCAACCGAUUGAAGUUGUCACCAAAAGCGUCCGCAGCGACGGCCCGGGUCGAGUCAUGAUGUAUUCUCGUAGCGAUCGGCUCAAUAUCCUCCAACGAUCCGGCGUCAACUCAAAACAACUUGCCCAUGAGUUCGUCGAACUGCAGCAUAUUCAGGUGUCGCGAAUGACCCACGCCCGAGAGCACGUGGAACUCAAGCGGCGGAAGGUCCAGAUGGCCCAAGAAUCACGCACGCAAAUGCAAUUGCAGCGUUUGCUGAGUUAGUCCACAGCGCGAUCUCCCAACGCACGUGAAUGCAAAUGUGCCCG